This is a messenger RNA of Psilocybe cubensis, 3705 nucleotides long. RefSeq lists its product as uncharacterized. The transcript has 3 exons. The coding region runs from base 1 to 3705 and encodes 1234 amino acids. Lineage: Eukaryota; Fungi; Basidiomycota; Agaricomycetes; Agaricales; Agrocybaceae. The record is from RefSeq and is a predicted model, not a curated record.
AUGUCCCAGCAAACCCACAUCGAUUGGGCCCAAGGGUCCGCGUUUGUCCAGAAGGGCACCAUAUACGUGUCCCCCAACUGCAAGCGUGUCGUCAUCAUCCCACCCGCUGAGGUCGACGUCACCAACCCCUUCGAACAAAAGGCGACACGAGCAGAACCUCGGCGACGAGACCUGGAUUUAGAGGGCGUCAAACAGCCAGUGCGCUGGCACGAUCAGUACGGGUGGAUCGCCUUCAUACCCUUGGCGCCAUCAUUCGUGUCCUUGCCGUUUAAUUUUUUGUGCUGGUCUCCAAAGAUUUUGCGCAAUAAACCGCACAAGUCUCCGGCCACGUAUGAAAUGGAGUGGCACAGCGUAAAAGAAUGGCGCCAAUUGGAUGAAAACAUCACCCUUCUGUGCGAAAAGAUCCGCUUAUGGUGUCGCGUUCCUGGAACCCCACCUCCUAGCCCCAAAAGCUUCGGUUAUGAUCUCAGGUAUAGCUCUGAAGCAGACGCGCAAAGGAGCUUUGAGGCCACCCGAAACGCGUUUAUCCUGUGGAUGGGCUACCUGUCGUAUCUCGUCGCCCAAAGUCGUCGCGAGAUCUAUUCAAAGCACAUCAAGCACGAUCCCAAAAGCCCCGUCCCUGCAUGGCAUGAACGCCUCCGCGCUGAGCAUCCUGACAUCUCAGAAGUAUGGCUGGAUGGCUUGUAUCAUUCCAACGUAUUUUCGUUUAACGCCAGAACCCCUCGUGUCGGCAUGGUCUACGAGUUGAGCAGCACCCACGCGACACGCCCUCCCAUCGAAUGGCUUCUGGAACACCAUGUUCCAGUCUAUUAUCCGUGGCGGAUGCGGGAAGAGGAAAUCUUCCUCACCCACAAAAUACUCAAUCUCGAGCUUCGCCCCCCGCGCGACUUGUUGGCGGCAACACUUACCGACCUGUUCAAGUCUAUGGACGUGUCUCUCGCAGCCGCCUUUGCGCGCAAAUUUUUUAAUAAAUCUCAUUCGACGGAGGGCCUCACGAUGAAGUCGCUGGGAGAUGAGUACUCCACUACUUUGGUGUAUUCUAUCCUCAGUAACGAUUUCGCCCACAACUCAGAGGCAUUGGAUCAGCACAUGUCCCAGCCAUAUGAAGAAUUGGAAAAAAAGCUCCAAAAGAGAGACGAGGAACAGCGUCAGCUCGCCAUUGACAGCGCCAACCUGCCUACGCUGCGCAUGAUCGAACUGGCGAAUGAAAACCACAAGCUGCUGACCUCUGUGCACGAUGACUGGGACGCUUACUGGGCUGCAAGGGUGGAAGAACGGCGACGGAUUCUGGCCAAAGAGACGCCAGAAGCUAGACAGGCUCGCCUGAACCGAGAGAACAACCCAUCGGUGGUACGUAGCAAAGUAUUUGUCUGGAAAACGCUGGUGUCCACAGAGGGAGCCAGCGUUUACAUGCGCGAACACAUCGCAACGUCACGAAACAGCAUCGAGGAGGCCAAACUUCGCCCACACCGCAAGGUCUACAACGGUGUGACAGACGAAUGGGAUCUCUGUCGAGAUUUGGAACCACCAGCCGAGUUGGCAGGCGCAUCCGCGAUGUUGGACCAGUGCAUUCAGGCACAGACAAGGCCUGCUAGAGGCCAGCAUCGCCGCGGUAGAGGUGUACGUCCCGCAAAACAACCCAGGCAGCACCCGAAACCAGCACCUGCCGAGGAAGAGUGGGAAGGCGUACCCUGGUACGACACCAUUGAACCUGACCCCGAUGCGCCGGUGGCCUCAACGUCGGCCCUUCCCCCCGCUCGUAAUCCUUCCCCACCCCCUUUGCCUCCAAACAACCCGCCUGUCAUUGAGGUUCCGACACCCUCGUCAUCGCGAGAUAGACCCCGCCGCGCACCCACAACACCCCCACGGCCCACGCUAGGACGGCGCCUGCGCAGUCGCUCGCCAACACCCCCAGAGGUUGCAACGCGCUCUCGCCCACGAGCACGUCGUUCCCCAGAGAGCGAGUCGCGGGUCCAACAGAGCCCCCCUGCCGUCGUCGAAGAUUUCGAGAUGGAGGAACCAGGCCCAUCUGUUGAGGAUGAAAAUGCGGAUGUUGAGAUGACCAUGGACGCGCCCGCCACGGAUGUUGUGCAACCCCAGCCCAUUACACCCGACAACGAUAUGGUCAGAUGCCUGCGCCAAUCUUACGGCUACCUCCCUGGCACAACGACGACGCCCUGUGCCGCUGCAGACUGGGAUGAACUGGUCGAAACCUUUGGGUUUACAGAGUUACUUACCCCAGAAGUUACCCUGGACGCUCGACAACACAUCAAACAGUUUUAUCUGGCUUGCAUUGAACCCACAAGCACAGAAAUGCCGGCCGCCCUCUCUGACCUCAACACGCACAGCCUGACAUCCCUGUCUCGUCUGCUGGACCUCUCGCAAAUACACCGCCCCCAUGAAAAUCUGUUUGUUUUUUCAGAACCUCGUUCAGAGGAACACGAGUGGAUGUUGGGUGUUGAAACGGCAGAGAUCGCCCUUUACGUGUGUCGGCUCAGGUUAGAGCACUCCUGGGCUCCCAUCGACUCCCUGACAAAAAUGCUGCUGGAGAGAGGUGUGCCCUGUCGCACUCUCAUGGGCAUUGAAAUGUCGGGUCGCUGCUCCACUGUCCAGGAGCCAUACACCCCUCGAUCUGUCCGCCCGUCAGCGUACAAAUUUGGCGUUGAUGACUUCGAAGCAUACCGAUUGCAAUGCGAGAACAUCAUCAAACACCAACAACACGGUCGGGCUGCCUUGCUGAGGGGUGGAUUGGUGGGUAGGAUAGCCAGUGAGUUUCUGAGCGUCGACGAUGGGCUGGCUGGCCCCUCUAAGGAAAUCAUUCAGAACCGGCAGGGGUUCAUCGUGCCAGCUGGCGACACGACUUGGUGUUAUUGCAACGACCAGCUCACGGAGAACGAGCUGUCCAUUAUAUGCGGCACCUACACGCUGUACACAGCUACUAAAGGUCAAAUAACUGUAAAAUCGUGGUUCCCUCCCCCGAACCUGUGGCAGGUGCCCCCCAGCAUGAACGGAUCACAAUGGGUGGAAUGGACGCCUGCCAACGAGGCAUGGUACCGUGAACGCGUAGAAGACAUCCGCACUCGGCAGGCCCAGCCAUUAACAAGAGUGCAAUGGAAAUCAAUAUUGCGCGGCACUCCUCCCAGUAGGAAGCUUCUGGCGGCAGCGUCUCAACGAGCUCAGGCCUUUGUCAACGGGCACGUACCGGUGGUGCCAACUUAUCGUGUUCGCCCAGGCCUUACAGCAAGGCCGAGGUGUAUCAAAGACAAAACAGCGAAAUGGCAGCGACAGGAGGCGAGUAGAGGCAGCGCGGCGGCAGCGACAGGCGGCGACGGCGGGACGACAGGCGGCGACGGCGGAAUGACAGGCGGGGAGGGGAGGCGGCAGUGGCAGCGGCGGCCCGGUGUGGCGGCGCAACAACACGCAGCAGAGUGCGUGUCGUGGUGGGCGGCGAGUGGACGCGACGGCGGGACGACGCGCGGUGACGUUGUGACGACAGGCGGCGACGGCGGGACGACAGGCGGCGACGGCGGGACGACAGGCGGCGACGGCGGGACGACAGGCGUUGACAGCGGAAUGACAGGCGGCGAGGCAGGCGGCAGCGGCAGCGGCGGCCCGGUGUGGCGGCGCAACAACACGCAGCAGAGUGUGUGUCGUGGUGGGCGGCGACUAGACGCGACGGCGGGACGACGCGCGGUGACGUCGUGA